CCAAAUUUUUUCCAGAUGGAAGAGGAGGAGGAGGAAAAGCCCUGGAGAUCCCGCACAAGGAGGGGCUGCAAACCCAGUCCAGGGAGCUGCGAGGAGGAAAGAUCCCCCCAGUGCCAGGAACACGGCCAGAGAUCCAGCCGGAGCUCAGAGCUGGGGGAGAAGCCCCACAAGUGCUUGGAAUGUGGGAAGGGCUUCAGAAAGAGCUCCUACCUGCUCCAGCACCAGAGGAUCCACUCUGGGGAAAAGCCCUACGAGUGUGGGGAAUGUGGGAAGAGCUUCAACCAGAGCUCCAACCUUUGGAAACACCAGAGGAUCCACAUGGGGGAACGGCCCUUUGAGUGUGGGAAAUGUGGGAAGAGCUUCAGAGAGAUCUCUAAUUUGAUGAGACACCAGGUGAUCCACACAGGGGAACGGCCCUACACCUGCUUGGAAUGUGGGAAGAGCUUUGGGUGGAGCUCCGGUCUGAGGGCACACCGGCGCAUCCACACUGGGGAGAGGCCCUACGAGUGUCCCCAGUGUGGGAAGAGGUUUCAGACCAGCUCCCGUGUCCUCAGACAUGAGCGGAUUCACACAGACGAGAGGCCCUUCCGCUGCCCCGACUGCGGGAAGGGCUUCAAGCACAACUCCACCCUCACCGUCCACCGGCGCAUCCACACUGGGGAGAGGCCCUACGAGUGUCCCCAGUGUGGGAAGAGCUUCUCACAGAGCUCUCACUUGACCCAACACCAACGGGGGCACCAGUAAGGGAAGCCCUGCGAGUGCCCCGAGUGCGGGAAGAGCUUCGUGCGCUGCUCCAGCUCCAUCCCCCAUGGGAGGAUGGGCGUUGGAUGAUCCCCAGUGACCCCCGUUGGGCAGAGCCCUGGUGAUCCGUGGUCCUGGUGAUGCGUGUUGGGAAGACACCUGGCUGGGAGGCUCCACAUCUUCCUGGCUCCCUGUGGGCACCUGGAUGAAAGCAGGGGAAUGAAAAUCUAACAGGAUACAGAAUGACAGUGGGAAUUGUUGACUUUAUAUCCUCAAGAAAAUUUUGCCUCAGGAGCUGUGUGGGCAGAGAAAAGGGGGUGACACCGGGCUUGGGGGCCCAGAGGGGAGCACAAACGCUCUGGGUGAGGGAGACACGACCCCCAGAACCCUCCCUCACCUUCCUGCACAGGCAGAAGCCGAGCCCCAGUGCCAAGAAGACGAAGCCCAACACUGAGACUCCAAUCCCCAUCAGCAUCUUGCGUUGGGCAGCGUUUGAUGGCAUCCCUGGGGCAUCUGCAGAGGUCAGGACCCCCAAAACCUCUCACAGACACCCCAAGCCCCUCCAAGGACCCUCCCAGUCUCUCCCAGCCCACCCAGGACCCUCUGAAACCUCCUUUGGAGUCACUAAUUUUAAACAAUUAAGAAUUUUAGAAAAAUUACAGAUCUUGGCUAGAGAUAGGCCUUGCUGGAAGUAGUUAGAGUUAAUGAUUAAGUGAGAAGCAGGAUUUGAGAUAAUGAAUCUCGGACUUAGAUAAAAAAUUACUUGUCAUUGUAUGUUUGUUCAGCUGUGCUUAUAAUGAGAAAAGAGAAACUGAUAAACGGGUUCAGGAAGAUCACAGACCUUGCAUCUGGAAACCCAUUUCAAAGUCACAAGGGAGGAAACUGGAGUUGUACCAAAUGUCAUUUGUAAUGUCAACCAUUGUAAAGGUAGAAAGGUGAGAGUGAGGAAGAGCGGUUUUCCUUCAUCUCCUGAUGACCCCUCCACACCAAAACGACCCCCUCCUCAAAUUGGGGAGCCAACCAUGCAGGUGUAAUGACUUUUUAAACUGAUUACCGUACAUUUUAAUCCAAAGUGGGGAACGGAAAGUGUUAGCAUUAUGCAUAUGCAUUAGUAUUAAUAUGUAUUAGUAUUUUGGAUAUUCAAGACUUUUGUAAAUAAAUUCACACUGGAAUCUUUUGUCAACUUGCAGUGCGUAUUAAGGGGUGACUCCCGCACUCGCCCAGUGCUGUGAUUAAACAUCCACUGUGUAACUUUAAA
This is a messenger RNA of Cyanistes caeruleus (blue tit), 1999 nucleotides long. NCBI's taxonomy places the organism in Eukaryota, Metazoa, Chordata, Aves, Passeriformes, Paridae. The record is from RefSeq and is a predicted model, not a curated record.